AUGGAGGCUGCUCCGCUCACUCUGGCCCACACCCACGCGCGCAACGCCGUCCUCGAGACGCGGAAGUCCAACCCUGUCGCCGCUAGCGAGGAACAUGAUCUGGCUGCCGGUGAAUUCGCGACUGUAGCUCAGAGCAGCGCCGAUCAAGAGGCCCUCCGCACCCUGCAGCUUCUCGAGCACCACCACAAGAAGCUAGCCAAGAUAUUGAGAUUUCAGCACGAGCAUCCCGCCCACGCAUCUGCCGAAUCACCGCCCGUCGCUCCAUCCACAAACCCAUCAGCUCAGCCUUCUACAGCAGAUGCCGGGGCCAUAAAGACCCCAAGCCAAGAUGCCCAAAACCAACCUCCAAGGCUGCCGGGGAAUACUCGUUUGCCAAGUCGCGAGUCUUCCUCUAUCGCCAGCAACCUAGCAUCCGCGCGAGGAAUACCAGCUCACCCGCGUCGUGGGUCACCAGUAUCACCCACCCUUUCCUCACAACAAGCCGGAGCGACCAUGACUGAAGGGCCCUCGAGAGUCAAAACCGGCGAGUCAAGACUACGAGAGGUCCCGACCAAGAAUCGGAAUAGUCGAACACCCAGACAACCCUGGUCUCCCCCAUUGCCCAGUCCCACGGAAAUCACAUCCCAGCUGGUCGUACCUUCGGACGGCGAGUCAACUCAGUCGAAAGCUAAACCAUCGACCACGGACGAUUCAUUCCAGCGGUUUUAUUCUACAUUCGAAGGUCUAAUUUCUAAGAUUUCUGCACCACUGGCGUUUGCAGGACUUCCUCUAGGGACGGAGGAUCCUACCAAAGCGCCACCAGCCAGUCGCAAAUCCCCUGCAGAGACAAAAGUGGACCGUCACCAUGCGACUCCAGACCGCAAAUCUAUUGGCAGGGAGCCGGACGUCAACCGACUGUUCUCCCGAGCAGCACUGCGCUCGAUCCAGGACCUUCCUGGUACAAGCCCUGGAAAUCCAGCGGAGUCAUUCUAUGUCGUUCCUACGACCGGAGGAACGAUGUCAUAUGCGGGAAUCUUGACUCGAGCUGAGAAAGAGGCCCGCCGAAACAGCCUUGACGAGGGCGACGACGACUUCGUGGAUGCACGGGAAACCCCGCCAUCUCCGGAGAUGCGACAAAGCACUGCAAAUGCCUCCCAGACCGGACGUCGCGGUGCUGCUAACAAGCUCAUGAGCUUGCAGAAUCCGAAGACAUUGGAAGAAUUACAGAUGGAGAACCAGGCUCUCAAGCAGCUAUCUGAUACCCUUUCGAAACGCUUGCAUAUGUGGGAGGUCAAUGCACAAUCCUCAUCCAUGGCGCUGCAGCAAUCUCUAAGAGCAAUGCAUCACCACAAUACCGGAUCUCCCGAGCAUAUGGCACAUGGAUUGUCGGCCGCCAACUCUCCCGUGACAACUCUUUCCACCGCACAGACAAUGUCGGAUGCCGAUCCUAGAAUCAAAGAACUGGAGGAUCUUGUUCUUCGCGGCGAGCAAGAGCUGGAUCGUGUUGGGCGCGAGAAUGACAAGUUGAACAAAGUACUUGGGCGAUAUCGGGACCGCUGGGAGAAAUUGAAGGAGGGUGCGAAGACGAGGCGUGCAGAAGGUCGCUCGGGGGAUGGACAGAGCAACCCGUCUACCCCUGUGUUGGGUGGCAAGAGACCUGAUAUUCCCGUCUUUCCGCAUCCAGGAGAUGCAUUAUCGAGUAGAGCUGCUGCUCGGAAUGGCUCGGGAUCAGAGCCUGAGGGUACAGGCACUGCUGGCACUUGA
Molecule: messenger RNA, 1743 nt
Organism: Penicillium canariense
Lineage: Eukaryota; Fungi; Ascomycota; Eurotiomycetes; Eurotiales; Aspergillaceae
Exons: 3
Coding region: 1-1743 (580 amino acids)
Source: RefSeq, a predicted model, not a curated record